GUUGGGUGAGGGUGGAAAAGGAAAGGCGGUUGAAAUAAUAAAAAGGGGGAAUAGAAUUAAAAUUGGAGAAUGGUGACCCGUAGCUGAACGCUAACGACGAACUCCCCUCUUGUUCCUUCCGAGAUUUUCAUGUCCAUCCUGCCUUCCCAAAUCCAGGGUUCCAAUUCAACGUCUUCUUCCUCUGCUUCCUCUCUAAACCCUAAUUCCCACCAUGGACCCGACCCUCUUUUCUCCUUCUCCCCUCCCACGCAUUCUUUUCCAUCCCUACGGAUCUCCGAUCCCGAUUCUCCUCUCCCCGAUUCCACCAACGUUUCAGGCCCAUCAUCCCAACCUGCAAAUGCCGCUGAAUCUUCCAAGAAGGUAAGUGAAUCAGAGACUCUAAAUGAUUUGAAGAUGCCAGCUCGGCAAAACACUGGUACCCAUUUGCAGUGUCAACCCGGUGGACAAGAGGGUGGAUCAGUCCUGCCGGGGAGUAGAAUGUCAUCUACUGUAAUUUCUUCUCAUGAUCAGCAGAGUGCUACGUCUGCAAACUCUUAUGGCAAUAAUAAACGCUCAGCUGGAAGAAAAGCCCAAAUUGCAAAUGGCAACCAUUUGCUUAAUUUUCAAUAUGAUCCCAUUUCUCGUCCUCGUGCUCGAGCUAGAGCUCCUCCUCCAAGAAGGCCACAGAGGAUAAAGCCCUAUAACAAGGAUCUCUUUCUCCAGGCUAAUUACAAAUUUGUGGUAUUAGAUUCAGGUUAUCAUACAGAUGAAUAUAUGGAUCCUGAUAAAAUGCUGCAUUGGGAGGAUAUCGUAUGUGUAAGGUAUUCUACACCAUCACUGGUCCAAUGUCCUAUUUGUCUGGAGCAUCCACUCUGUCCUCAAAUUACUUCAUGUGGACAUAUUUAUUGUUUCCCGUGCAUUUUGAGGUACCUAUUAAUGGGCAAGGAGGAUCAUAAAGGUGACUGCUGGAAGAAAUGCCCUUUAUGUUUUGUGAUGUUGUCUCCCAAGGAUUUAUACACCGUCCAUAUUGAGCUUUUGAAGCAAUAUUCUGUUGGUGAUACUAUAGAUUUUAUGCUUUUAACUCGCCAAAAAAAAUCAUUUGCCAUAUCAUGCAAGGAUAAACAAGAGGAUGAUAUAAGGUCAAGUGACAAUGAUCAAGUCUGUGAUUCUUUUUCAAAAUUUAUAUUUACAUCUGAUGUGGACCUCUCAGUGCGGAAAGCAAUAUCUGAUCUCGAUGCCUGGUUAGCAAAAGCAGAAGCAGGGAAAGUAGAUGACCUCGAAAAGCUUCCAUAUGUUUGCGCUGCAUUGGAACAACUGGAGCAGAGGAAGAAGUAUUGGAAUGAACAUCAGACUUGUUUUAAGCAUAAUGACUGUCAGAUGGGAUCCCAUGUGCCCCUGCCAACUGAUAGUAUUAGCAAGGCUGGUUCUGGAGCAUGCACUUCCAGACACGAUGCUUCUUCCGUUGAUAUUUAUGAAGGUUGCAAGUUUUUGGGGAAUAUAGUUCAAGAUAAGUUGGAUUAUUCUACUCCUGUGGGUCAGACUGGGACUAUGGAUGAAUCUUUAGAACUCCAACAAAACUCGAAUGAAAUUGGAGAUGCAAAGGACAAGGACUCGUACAAUUUUUACCAGGCUAUCGAUGGCCAGCAUAUCAUUCUCCAUCCAUUAAACAUGAAGUGUCUUUUACAACAUUAUGGGAGUUACAAUAGGCUGCCACUCAGAAUAAGUGGAAAGAUUUUAGAAUUCGAAACGGUGACACAAACGGAGGCCACAAGGAGGCGUUAUCGUUAUUUAAGUCAUUUUUCCUUAACAACUUCAUUUCAGCUCUGCGAAAUUGAUUUGACCAACCUAUUGCCUUCGGUCUCGAUGAUUCCCUUCAUGGAUGAGAUAAAGAAGCGUGAGAAGCAGAGGAAACAACUUGCAAAAAAGAUACAAAGGGAGAAGAUCAAAGAAGAAGCUUCUUCAAUGUGUUCUUUGUCAAUGAUGGCCAGUUCAGGAAGUUCAUAUUAUCACAAUACUCCAAACCUUUCUUUGGAUGACUUUGAAGCUUUAGGAAAUUCUCCCGUGACAUCAUCCAGCCCUCCUGUCGGAGGGAGGCAACUGUUCUCAAGCGUUACGAGACUUGGUUUCGCUGCCGCACAUGACUCUCCAUCCUUGAGAAUUGAGGAAACUGAUUCUGUGCACAUUAAUGAAGUGAAAAGUAAUUUAUCUGGUGCCAGCACUGACGUACAGAAUGCAACUCCAUCGUUUGCGAAUGUAAUAACGAGGGCGAAGUCUGGAGGAAGUAUGGAAUCUCCAAAGGCAAAUGAAGCGGGAAAGAAGGGGAAGAAACCAAGUCGAGUUCUGUUAUCCACGGCAGGUGGUCGGCGCUAUUGAAUAUGAUAGUGAAUCUGUCGAUUGUAAUAAUAAUAGAAUUUCCAAUUUCAGAUGUACAAAGCACUAUGUCCAUUUGCAUUAUCAGGACUUCUGACUAAAAUCAUAGGAUUUGCUUGUGGUAGUUUGUGAUUAGAAGAUAGAUUAAUAGCUGUGUACAUCAGAAGGCUAAAUAAAAUGGUUUGUUAUCGUUAAAUC
This is a messenger RNA of Benincasa hispida (wax gourd), 2547 nucleotides long. RefSeq names its product RING/U-box superfamily protein. Gene Ontology annotation, molecular function: transcription cis-regulatory region binding; metal ion binding. The record is from RefSeq and is a predicted model, not a curated record. Gene Ontology annotation, biological process: positive regulation of transcription by RNA polymerase II. NCBI's taxonomy places the organism in Eukaryota, Viridiplantae, Streptophyta, Magnoliopsida, Cucurbitales, Cucurbitaceae.